GGAAAUUUUCAUAAAGAAAAAAAAAAAAACCAGAGAGGAAAAAGAGGGCAAGAAAGAACAGCUCCAAUUGCGCUCAUAUUAUUGUUUUGUCGUUAAAUGUAACGAUCUCUCUCUGUCAAUAGCGUUUCUUCGUUUCAACAAUGGAAUUCCUGCAGAAAGCUGGGAUCCGCGUUUCUCGAUCGCAGUCUCAGCAAAAUCUUCACCAAAUUCUCCUCCAUAUCCUCUGACAACCUCCCUUCCGCCAUAGCCACCACCAUUACUUCUCUAACCCUUCCUUCUUCCUCCCCCUCUCUCAAGCUUUGCAGCUCUUUCCGCUUCUCUCGCCGCUGCACCGUGGCCGGAUUCCAAAACCCUCGGUCCGGCUCCGGUUAGCAUUCUCCUCCUCCUCCUCCUCCUCCAGAUUCGGCCUCAUUCCUCUGUAAGUGCCUUGAGAUUUGCUCUACAUUGAUCUGAAACGCGACGAAAUCUUAUGUUCUCCGUUUCCUACUUCGAAUCGCCGUUUUCUGAAAUGCCUCGUGCUUCCAAUUGUGUUUCGGUUUGAACCAUUCGCUUUGUACGGAAGAUCUCCGCCGUUUUUUUUGUCCUUGUAUGAGCCGGCCAAGGCCAAGUUGUGGCAUCUCGUUGUUGCGAGCGUUUUGUGUUUUUUCCCUUUCCUCUCCCUCUCUUUUUUAUCGUCUUCGUGGCUUUUUGAGAUUAGGAGGCUGAAAUGCGGCAUCAGUACUCCCUCUGAUCUCCUUUGAUUUUAGAUUUUGUGGUUGUGUCUUCGUUUUGCAGUCGAGAAGAAAUUGAGAUUGGCGGCCGUCGGGGAUUUUCAUCUUUCUUUUCGUCUUCAUAGUUUCUGAAAUGUCAACCGCGAGGGAGCAUCACACGGUGCCGCUCUCGGUGCUGCUAAAGCGAGAAUUGGCUCACGAGAAGGUAGAGAAGCCUGAGCUUGUCUAUGGGCAGGCCAACCAGAGCAAGAAAGGAGAAGAUUUCACGCUCGUCAAAACUGAAUGCCAGAGGAUCCUUGGCGAUGGCGUUACUACUUACUCCGUUUUUGGGUUAUUUGAUGGUCAUAAUGGCUGUGCAGCAGCGAUUUACACCAAGGAGAAUCUUCUAAACAACGUUAUAGCUGCUAUUCCUCAAGACCUUAACCGAGAGGAAUGGCUAGCGGCACUUCCCAGGGCAUUGGUUGCAGGAUUUGUCAAAACAGAUAAAGAGUUUCAAGUUAGAGGACAACCAUCUGGAACAACUGUCACAUUUGUGAUCAUUGAAGGAUGGGUUGUUACUGUAGCAUCGGUCGGAGAUUCUCGUUGCAUACUUGAAUCUGCUGAAGGCGAUCUCUACUACUUGUCAGCAGAUCACAGACUUGAUUGCAAUGAAGAGGAGAGGAAUCGUAUUACAGCAAGUGGUGGUGAGGUUGGGCGCCUGAAUACUGGUGGUGGUGCAGAGAUUGGCCCGCUGAGAUGUUGGCCUGGUGGCUUGUGUCUCUCACGGUCCAUCGGAGAUUUGGACGUUGGCGAGUAUAUUGUUCCUGUUCCUUAUGUGAAGCAAGUCAAGUUGUCUACUGGUGGUGGUAGACUUAUCAUCGCAAGUGAUGGAGUUUGGGAUGCUGUGUCUGCAGAAACGUCUCUUGAAUGUUGCCGUGGCAUGGCCCCAGAUGCUGCAGCAUCACAGAUCGUUAAAGAAGCCGUGCAUCCCAAGGGUAUCAGAGAUGACACUACUUGCAUUGUUGUCGACAUGCUUCCAAUGGAGAAGCCAGCCAUCCCUCACCCAGCACCUAGGAAACAGCAAGUCAAAGGAGUGUUGAGGUCUAUGUUCCGAAAGAAGUCUUCUGAAUCAUCUUCUCAUCCCGACAAAGAAUACGUUGAGCCAGAUGUUGUUGAGGAGAUGUUCGAGGAAGGCUCUGCUAUGCUUUCAGAAAGGUUAGACACGAAGUAUCCGUUGUGCAACAUGUUUAAGUUGUUCAUGUGUGCGGUGUGCCAAGUAGAGAUUAGACCUGACGAAGGAGUAUCCAUACAUGCCGGGUCAGCUAACAUGAGAAGGCUACGCCCCUGGGAUGGCCCUUUCCUUUGUGUCAGUUGCCAAGAGAAGAGGGAAGCCAUGGAAGGGAAAAGACAAUCUGGAGAUAGACACAGUAGCGAAAGUGACUGAGCCAACCAGUGAGGCUCAUUCAGCUAUAGAUGGCGCGGUGAUGCAUCUCAACGAGCACUAACAAUUGUUUCAGAAGUUUAAUGUAAAUGAUAAAAGACAAGUUAUCUUGGGAGGUUACUUCAACUAGAAUCCGAAGGCAGAAUGAUUUGGGAAGCCAGACCACUUUGCUUUGGAGACAAGGAUGGAUGAAAAGAGACGAGAAGAGAUUGUUAUUGGUUGCUGCUGCUGCUGCUUACAAGUCAGUCUCAAUCAGACAUACGUAUGUUUAUCUAACUUGAAGAUAUGAUGAUGAUUCUCGUUAGUUUGUGCUUGACCUGCCUUCCCAAGACUCGAGCUUGAUCGUGCCAGAUGCUCAGCAGCAGCAGCAGUAUGCAUCAAAGAGGGGUCAGUCGUCUUUUAUUAAUCAAUAUUAUUAUUAUUAUUAUUUAUUUAUUUAUUUCUUUCUUUCUUUCUCCUUGUAUUUGAAUCCGCAAUAUUCUUCUCCAAAAUUCAUAAAGCUAACAUCUGAACAACAACGGUAGCAACAAUGUUCAAACAUUAUUAUAAUUUGGUAGGCACCUUAACGACAAGUAUUCUUGUUCCACAUUGGAGAGAAAGAGAUACAAUUGGCAGUGUAGGGAUGAGAGAAACAAUGGGUGUGUGAUUGACAAGAGAUGUAGCUGUAGCUGUAGCUGUAGUUGUAUAAUCUUGUUCCAUAUGUCCAUAGUAAGCUCUGCCUGGGGGAAGAGAAUUGCUGCUAUAUACUAGUAAUUUGCUCUGUUAAUUCUUUUAUUGUUUGUGAAAUAGAAAUGUUAAAAGCGUCAA
Molecule: messenger RNA, 2937 nt
Organism: Linum tenue
Lineage: Eukaryota; Viridiplantae; Streptophyta; Magnoliopsida; Malpighiales; Linaceae
Source: the annotation of a GenBank genome assembly